Molecule: messenger RNA, 1290 nt
Organism: Emys orbicularis (European pond turtle)
Lineage: Eukaryota; Metazoa; Chordata; Testudines; Emydidae
Gene: ISLR
Product: immunoglobulin superfamily containing leucine rich repeat
Exons: 2
Coding region: 1-1290 (429 amino acids)
Molecular function (GO): protein binding
Source: RefSeq, a predicted model, not a curated record
AUGCAACCAGCAAAAGGAGAAAUGAUGGGUCCAUUUCUCUGCCUGUGGAUUGCAACUUUCUUUGGGGUGAGCCAGGGCUGCCCGGAGCCCUGCACUUGCAUAGAAAAAAAAUAUGGCCGCCAGCUAGCAGAAUGUGCUUACAGAGAUCUCCAGGCGGUCCCCGCAGGGCUGCCCUCCAACGUGACCACCCUCACCCUGUCUGCCAACAAGAUCACCUCCCUACAGCAGAGCUCCUUUCUGGAGGUCACCCAGGUACAGUCACUGUGGCUGGCUCACAAUGAAAUCUGCACCAUUGAGGAAGGCACCUUUGCCAGGCUGCUGCAUUUGAAAAACAUAGACCUCAGCCAUAACCAGCUUGCGGACUUCCCCUGGGGGGAUCUGUACAACCUCAGUGCCCUGCAGCUGCUGAAGAUGAACAACAACCAGCUUGUGAAGCUGCCCUGGGAGGCCUUCCACACCCUGAAAGACCUGAGGUCCCUGUGGAUCAAUGACAACAAGUUCACCACCAUCGCCCAGGGCACUUUUGAUGCCAUGAGUUCACUGUCCCAGUUGCAGAUCUACAACAACCCAUUGAACUGCACCUGCAGGCUCCUGUGGCUGAAGACCUGGGCUGAGAACACCCUGAUCUCCAUCCCCGAGAGGGACUCCAUCAGCUGUGCAGCCCCGGAAAGCCUCAGAGGCGUCCCCCUGGGGAAGAUCCCCGACCUGCAGUGUGCGCCUCCCUCUGUGCAGCUGACGUACCACCCCAACGUGGACAACACCAUGCUGUAUGAUGGGCUCAUGCUCAUGCUGCACUGCAGUGUCACGGGCAGCCCCCAGCCAGAGAUUAGGUGGGAGAUCCAGACCUCCAGCCAAGGAACAGAGAUAAAUGGGCCCAAAGUGGAAAGAGAUGGGAAUGACCUAUCUGCUGGGGGCUCCAAGCAGAGUGCAGAGAGCUUUCUGCUCUUCAAGAAUGGUACCCUGGUCAUCCCCAACUUCAGCAAGCAAGAGGAAGGGACCUACACCUGCCUGGCCACCAACGAGGUUGGUACUCGCGAGGUCUCAGUCAACGUGGCAUUGGCCAAUUCAGAGAACACAGCGGAACAUCUGCUCAGAAACCAUCUCGCAACCAGCAAGUUUGGAGCCAAACACUGCAACAAGGAAGCCCAAGCCAAUUCCUCCAAGGCUGGAGAAAAGCUUGUGAUCAUUUACCGUGUUCCUGCAGGGAUGGGGAGCAGUGAUGGAGGCACUCUUCUGGAGUCACAUCUCUGGGCUUGCAUGCUCUGUUUAGUCAUUUUCCUUUAUUGUUAA